AUGUGGGUGGCGGCGCUGGCGGCGCUGCUGGCGGCGGCGGGGGCGCAGUACGAGCGCUACAGCUUCCGCAGCUUCCCGCGGGACGAGCUGAUGCCGCUGGAGUCGGCCUAUCGCUACGGGCUGGACCAGUACAGCACCGAGAACUGGCCCGAGAGCGUCAGCUACCUGGAGGUCAGCAUGCGGCUGUACCGCCUGCUGCGGGACAGCGAGGCGUUCUGCCACCGCAACUGCAGCGCGGCCGGGCAGCCGCCCCCCGCGCCCAGCCUGCGGCGCUGCAAGCAAGGGCUGCCCGCCUUCCGACAGGCGCAGCCCGGCCGCGAACUGCUCGAGGAGUUCCAGCGCCGCGAGCCCUACAAGUACCUGCAGUUCGCCUACUUCAAGGCUAAUAAUAUUCCAAAAGCUAUUGCAGCAGCUCACACAUUUCUUCUGAAGCAUCCAGAUGAUGAAAUGAUGCAAAGAAAUAUGGCCUACUAUAAGAGCAUACCUGACGCUGAGGAGCAUAUUAAAGACUUGGAGAUAAAGCCUUAUGAGAAUCUCUUUGUCAGGGCAGUGAGAGCGUACAACGGUGACAAUUGGCGGACAUCCAUCUCGGACAUGGAACUGGCUCUUCCUGAUUUCUUCAAAGCCUAUGAAGACUGCAUAGCAGCCUGCGAAGGCUCCCGAGAGAUCACGGAUUUUAAAGACUUCUAUCUUUCCAUCGCAGACCAUUAUAUUGAAGUCCUUGCAUGCAAAGUGCAGUGUGAGAGCAAUCUGACACCCAUUAUAGGAGGCUUUGUCGUUGAAAAAUUUGUGGCCACCAUGUACCAUUACUUGCAGUUUGCAUAUUAUAAAUUGAAUGACAUGAAGAAUGCAGCUUCUUGUGCUGCCAGUUACCUUCUGUUUGAUGAGAAAGAUGAAGUAAUGAAACAGAACAUGGUCUAUUACCAGUACCACAAAGACAAAUGGGGACUUAAAGAGGAGGAUUUUCAGCCCAGAUCGGAGGCAGUUCGAUACCACAACAUUACCACACUCCAGCUGGAAAUGUAUGAAUUUGCGAAGGAACAUCUGAUGGAUGAUGAUGAGGGUGAAGUUGUGGAAUUCCUUGAUGACCUGUUAGAAGUGGAGGAAAAGAAAGAAUCCUGAUGCAUGAAACCAACACGAAGUAUUUUACAGAAGUGAAGACUCACCAUUGCUCCUUACUAUUAUUUUUGACCACCUGUAGUUCCAGUUAGAUAUACCUCAGAGGUGCUUCUUUAAGCUGCACCUUUUGUCCCAAGAUCCACUCCUGAAAGGUCACUUCCGUGCUGCACUGACUCUUCUGUGAGCAUGGCUUUUCACUGUGCAGAAAUGGUGCACAUGAGUUUCCCCCUUGAGCUUUCUCUCCCUUACACAAACACAACAGAACAGAGUAUUUCUGUUUUCUGGGAUGACACUAAGGUUCCUCAUUUCAGUGCUGUUCUGCUAAGUUGUAGCAGUAUAUGGCUAAAUUCUCAAGAACUUUCAUCAGAUUAUGAACUGUGGAAGACAUAACAGUUCCUCUUUCUGAGCUAUGAAUUGUAUUAUUUAUAUAUGUCUUUUUAUGUGAUGGUGAAUAAAGUGAUAAUGAAUCCCAGUGCACCUGAAAGAUAUUAAGGUACAUUUAAAUACCUGAAAUAAGGUGUUUAACAAAGUACAACUAAUGAUCUUGUAAACAUUGCUCAAAGAAUUCUGAAAUCAGUGUUGAUCUUUCUUGAAAGCUAAAUUAAAUUCCACAAUGUGAAACUGAGAAUAAAAAUAUUUUUUUCUUCUA
This is a messenger RNA of Passer montanus (Eurasian tree sparrow), 1768 nucleotides long. RefSeq names its product cartilage associated protein (gene CRTAP). Bases 1 to 1122 code for a protein of 373 amino acids. Gene Ontology annotation, cellular component: endoplasmic reticulum. Gene Ontology annotation, biological process: peptidyl-proline hydroxylation to 3-hydroxy-L-proline; collagen fibril organization. NCBI's taxonomy places the organism in Eukaryota, Metazoa, Chordata, Aves, Passeriformes, Passeridae. Gene Ontology annotation, molecular function: collagen binding; protein binding. The transcript has 7 exons. The record is from RefSeq and is a predicted model, not a curated record.